CGGCGACUACGCACUCUUCCCCAGCAUGAUCCCGAGGGAUGGCCUGUGUACCUACGUCUACUACACCAACGUCGUCAUUGUUAUGAACGACUUCCGCGGCGUUACGGUGCCUCAAAGCUGGGAGAUGUUCGAGAAAGAAAUGAAGACCCUCACUCGAAGUUCUGGUGGCAUCGGAUUUGAUAUCCGGUACACAAACGCCGCCGCCGUGAACGCAGAGGUAGAAAAAAAGCUAAGGGAACUGGUACCAAAAAAUAUCAAGCACUAUGGCGUGCUGAACGUGUUGCAGAGAGCGAAUAAGGUGAACGACCUGUUCAACAAAGCAAAAGGACUUCUCACAAAACUCAAACAAGUACAAGGCAACGACGCCCAGAGAAAGACGUUAUUAGCUCUCGGAUUAUACAAUUACCGCGAGCAGAAUGCGUAUGGGAUCCUGCAAAACAUGUUUAACGACGCGGUCGAUAACCACGUCGCGGACACAGUCAUCGCCUACAGCUCUGUGGGGUGGAUUGAGAGAGAUUUAGAGUGCUACAGCCACCCACCUGCCAUUUUCAACAGGGGGUCGUACCAGGGAGCGGCUGUCGCAGAGUCUGAGCGGGCACCUGAGAUGAGAAGGAUCGCACUGAUGAUGACGAGAGACAAGCAGUUCAGAUCGAACACCAAGAUGGGUCUUUCCUUCGAGCUUGGCACACUUGUCUACCAAUUAAAGAAGCCUUAUCCCGGCCAGAUUCCUACUCCCGAAAUGGCCAAUGUCCCAUGCACCAACCUCUACGUCACCAGCCUGGACGUUGCACCGUGCGAGACGGACCUCCUCUUUAGGCGAGCUGAAUUAUUCACGGGCGUCAACGUGGCAAUUGUUAAAGGGAAUAACAAGACGGCCAUAUUUUUCGAGAGCGAAAAAAGCCUCCGAAAAAAGUGUGCCAAGCUGGCCGAGAAUGCCACCUUCCUGCGGCCGGACAUGUCAUUGCUGAUGGUCAACGCCCACCUCGGGGACCCAACCCAGAGCUGCGUUGGCCUGGACGGCAAAGAGAGGGGCGACCUGUUUUGGCGAAUCGAAGCGGUCAAGAACGCGCUCCACGUACCAUGAACCCCAAGCCGAGGAGGAGACAGCCUGCGAGAAGUUUUCGGACUGUGCGGCGCCAGUGGGCGUGUGGUUCAGUGUGCUUUGUCUCAUUUUGCGUUAAAGUGCUACCGCCUGGGCAUCUGCAUUUCUUCGCUGUCAUCACUUAGCAUAGUCCUACUAUAUUAAAUUUUCUCUCGUCCAUGUAUUCCGCGCUGUUCUAAACCAGAUUUUUUUUUUUGACCGACUGGCUGACUGCAAGCAGUUGCGCUUCUUAAGAAAAGUGACACUAUGGAGCUACAUGA
Dermacentor silvarum is the source of this 1362-nucleotide messenger RNA. RefSeq lists its product as uncharacterized. Bases 26 to 1084 code for a protein of 352 amino acids. NCBI's taxonomy places the organism in Eukaryota, Metazoa, Arthropoda, Arachnida, Ixodida, Ixodidae. The transcript is spliced from 7 exons. The record is from RefSeq and is a predicted model, not a curated record.